AUGAUUAGAAUAGUUAUAAAAGAGGCAAGAGAUAUAAAACGAAUUAAAACUUUACUAGAAGAUAAUAAAUGGUUGAAUAGGUCAAGAAAAAUAGAGAAUGUAAAUGAUCAAUACUAUGUUUAUACAACUUUAAAAGAGUUACCAUCAGAAUUUUCAGCUUUUCAACACGAUUAUUAUAACGGUGAAGAUGACCAAAAACAGGAGAAGAAAUGCACAUUGGAGUCGAUAGUAGAAGAUUAUAAUAAAACUCACAACUCAAAUUUAAAUCUACCGAGAAGAUGGUCAAUAUACCCACCAAUGUUGUUAUUUAAUAACCCAAAUACUUUGGAAACUACCAACAAUAAUAUACCAACAGACCUUUGCCAAUUGAUACUACAACACCAAUUGGAUUUAUUUGGAACAAACAACUUAACUCACAUUGCAAUAAAUAAACCAAUUACAGAAUCAAAUAAUGUCAUGAGAAAACCAUUAAAUAUAUUACCAAUUUAUGGAGAUUUUGGACCCAAUUUACCUAACGAUCAUUACCCAACUUCCAAAGAUUUUCAGGAAGCAUUUUGGUGUACUGUAACUCAAAAUGGAAUAUAUCAAACUUGGAGUCCUGAAUAUACAAUGUUUUCAAGAGGUAAUAUCAAGGAGAAGAAAAGAAUUCUUGACAAUUUCCAAAAUUUAAAAGGUACGGUAGUGAUUGAUUUUUAUUGUGGUAUUGGAUAUUUUUCGUUAAGUUAUUUAAAAAAUGGUGGGAAAUUAUUUUGUUGGGAAUUGAAUCCUUGGUCAAUUGAAGGAUUUAGAAGAAGUUUGGAGAAAAAAGGAUAUAAAUAUAAAAUUAUCAAGGAAAAUGAAAAGGAAUUUGAAAUUAAUAAUGAAAUUAAUAAUUAUGAUGCUUUUUUGUUUCUAGAGAGUAAUGAGAAUAUUCCAAUACGAUUGAAUAACGUUCCUAGCAAUAGCUUAAAUAUAAGUCAUAUAAAUUUAGGUUUAUUGCCAACAUCAAAACCAAGUUGGUCAAUUGCUAAAAAAACGGUACUACAAAAAUCCAAGAUCAACAAAGUUAAUGGUGUAUCAACAAUUAUACAUGUACAUGAAAACGUUCAUAUAAAUGAAUUUGAAAAUUUAAAAUUUAAAAUAGAGAAAGAGUUCAGUAGUAAAGUUAUUCAUAUUGAAAAAAUUAAAACUUUUGCUCCUGAUAUUUGGCAUGUUGUUUUUGAUGUCGAAAUGUGA
Lodderomyces jiufengensis is the source of this 1215-nucleotide messenger RNA. It is a transcript of the gene TRM12, whose product is annotated as Trm12p. The coding region runs from base 1 to 1215 and encodes 404 amino acids. Gene Ontology annotation, cellular component: cytoplasm. Lineage: Eukaryota; Fungi; Ascomycota; Pichiomycetes; Serinales; Debaryomycetaceae. The record is from RefSeq and is a predicted model, not a curated record. Gene Ontology annotation, molecular function: tRNA methyltransferase activity; S-adenosylmethionine-dependent methyltransferase activity. The transcript has a single exon. Gene Ontology annotation, biological process: tRNA methylation; wybutosine biosynthetic process.